AUGGUAAACUGUUUUAAAUUUAUAAAUGAAAUUUUGUUAAAAAAAAAAAAGUUAUGUUUAAGAAAUGGUAUAUUUGAAAAAAGGAAGCAUUUAUAUAGCAUAAAAAUUAUUGAUAAAUUAAAAAAUAAAGAUGUAAAAAUAUACGAUGAUUCAAUUAAAAAAAAAAAAAAGAUAGAGAAAGAAAAAGAUAAAUUAGAAAGUGAAGAGAAUAAUUUAAUGAAUACGAAAAAUGAUUUAUAUGAAGUGAAUAAAAAUAAAUCCAUUUUUUAUGAAAGCGAAAGAAUUAUUAAAUGUGUAGGUGGUAAUGGUGGAGAUGGAGCUAUAAGUUUUAGAAAAUACAAAAGAAAGGUUUUCGGGAAAUUAGGAUUACCUAAUGGUGGUAAAGGAGGAAAUGGAGGGAGUAUUUACUUAUGUUAUUCAAAUAUAGAAAGACAAAAAAAGAAAUCAAAAAAAGUAAACGAUGAAAAUAGACAUAUUUAUAUUAAUAAUUUAAAUGAAUUACCUUGUGUUUUAUCUGCAACAAGUGGAGAAAAAGGAAAAUCAAAUCAACUGAGGGGAAAAAACGGAAGUAAUAUUUUUAUUUAUUUAAAUAAGAUAUGCCAUAUUUAUAAACUUUUCUCAGAUGCAGAUUCAAAUAAUAGUAAUAACUUAAAUGUACAUGAAAAAAUAUCAAAUAAUAAUUCAGAAAAUGAUAACAAUAAAAACAAAGAAUUAAAUAAUUGUAAUAAUUUGGAUAAUGACUUAAUAAGAAGGAAUUUCGCACAAGAAGUUAGAAAUGAUUUGAAUAAAAAAGAAUUAAUGAAUAAUAAUUUAAUAAAAAAUAAAUUGAACGAAAUUGCGAUUAAUUAUAACUCUAAUUAUGAAGAAAAUGUUUAUAAUAUUUUAAAAAAAAAUGAUCCUGUGUAUAUUAAAAGAAAUAACCAUAUAUUAAAAGAAAUAGUGAGUUUGGAUAAAAAAAUAACAAAAGAAAUAUAUAUGGGAUUUUUAAAUGAAGAUAAUGAUUGCAUAUUACUCUCAAGAGGAGGAAUAGGAGGAAGAGGAAAUAAUAUGAAAAAUACUUUUUCUUAUGAAAAGGGAGAAAAGGGAGAAACUAGUUUUAUAAAAAUCCUUUAUAAAUGUAUAAGUGAUAUUUGCUUUAUUGGCUAUAGUCAGUCAGGAAAAUCUACCUUGUUAUCAUUAAUUACUCAUAAAAUAUGUACAGUGAAUAAUUUAUAUAUAUUAAAAAAAAUUUAUUUUAAAGACAACUUUCAAAUAUCGGUAGCUGAUUUUUUUAAUUAUAAUGAUAAUUUACAAAAAAGGAAAAAUACAGAAAACAUACCUUAUUUUCGUAUUAACCAAAAUUUAUUUAAUUAUUUAGAAUUAACACAUUUAAUUGUUAUUGUUCUUGAUUUUAAGCAUAAUUUGAGUACCCAGUUUUAUAAUAUUAGACAGGAGUUAAAGCAGAAAGAUGAAAGGAUUUAUAAAAAGCCAUUUAUUGUUGUUAUUAAUAAAUGCGAUAUAAAUUUUAAAGAAAAUAUAAUGAAAGCUGAAGAAUCUUAUAACGAGAUAAAAAUGUAUGAUAGUAAUGUUUCCAUCUUUUUUAUUAGUGCAAAAUAUGCAAUAGGAAUAAAUGAAUUCGUUAGCUGCUUAAGAUAUUCUAUACAAAAAUUAAAGCAAAAAAUUUAA
Molecule: messenger RNA, 1665 nt
Organism: Plasmodium relictum
Lineage: Eukaryota; Apicomplexa; Aconoidasida; Haemosporida; Plasmodiidae
Product: GTP-binding protein, putative
Exons: 2
Coding region: 1-1665 (554 amino acids)
Cellular component (GO): mitochondrion
Molecular function (GO): GTPase activity; GTP binding
Source: RefSeq, a predicted model, not a curated record